AUGGGAUUAGUUGAUGAAGAUGAUAAAGAUGAUGAAAAUUCAAUUUCUGAAAACAAAAAUGAUGAUGAUGAGUUAUUUGAAAAGAACAAUAAGGAUAGUUAUUGGGAUCCACCAGCUGAAUUAGUUGAAAAUGAAUUGAAUUCUCAAAUGGCACAAUCACAUCCAGAUGGUAUACAUGAAUUAAAUGAAUCAAAUGACAUGAAUAUGGAUCAUCAAGUUUCACAACAUGAUUUUAAUAAUAAAACAUUAGAUAAUUCAAAUCAAGAUAAAAUGUUUGUUGACAAAGACAUAGAUGUGACUGCUAAAGAUCUUAAUGACGUUGAUAACAAUAAAGUUGAAGAUGAUGAUGUUAAUAACGUUAAUGAUAUACCUUCAAAUGAUGAAUCUGUUAAAAAUGUUAGUACACAAAAUCCAGUAUCAAAUACAACAUCAAAUGCAGCUGAUAUCAACAAUUCUGCUCCAGAUUCACAUGAUAAAGAUGAUAACAUUGGUUCUAAUAUUUUUGGCAUUGAUCAAACCUCAAAUAUAUCAGAUGAAACUAAUGGUGAAACCAAAAAGACAACAAAUCUUGAUGCUGAUGGAGACGUUCAAAUGAUAGAUGAUACAUUGGAAUCAAAUGAUGUUGAUGAUAGUGCUCAAUCUCAAGUUACUCACGAUUCUGAUAAGAACAUUAAGAAUGGUCAAGAUAUUUUUAUUGAUUUAGAUAGAGCAGAUGUUGGUAUUAUAGAUGGUAAAGUUCUCAAUGAUUUUCAAACUUCAGAAUUUGCCACCGCGAAAACCCAAACACCAAAAAUAAAUAAAAGGCCAUUUGAAGACAUUAUUUCCAAAUCUAAUAAAUCAAUGGAAACAUUAGUAAAGAGGAAGAAACCCAUAGAAUCAGAUAAGGUUAUCAACAAUUUAAACAAGUUCCUCAAAUCACCUGAAAAAGUCAAAUGGUUAGCCGCUAUUUAUAAUGAAUUGUAUGAAUUGCUACAAUAUUACACAUUUGAAGAGACAUUGGUUGAUGAAAAAGAUAUCAAGAACAAGAAAAUCAACAUCAUCCCUACCACAUGGAGAUUAAAUAAGAAAUUAAAUAUUGAUAAUAGCAUUAAAUUUAAGGCCAGGUUGUGUGCUAGAGGCGACCUCGAGUCGAUAAAUGAAAAUGAUAACUGUUACUCUCCUACAUUAAGCUCUGAUGUCCUACGUUCAAGUAUUAAUUAUGCCAUUCAAAAUGAUCUCAAGUUAUCUCAACACGAUAUUUCCAAUGCUUUCGUUUCCAGUCCAAUUAAUAAUGAUAAUUCUUUCAUUUAUAUACCUCAAUUUUACCAUCAAUUCAAGAAACAAGAUGCUGAUCAUUAUGACCCAAUAUCAAUUCCAGAAGGUAAAAGGUUGGUUUUAAAAUUGAGGAAAUCACUUUAUGGGCUUAGGUCUUCAGGUCGCAAUUUUUAUUAUCAUUUACGUGAUAUUUUGAUCAACAAAUUAGGUUUAAAAGCUGAUAUCGAAGUUCCUUGUGUCUACAAAAAAUUCAAUGAAAAUAAUGAAUUAGUCGGUAUUUUGUUGACAUUUGUUGAUGAUCUCAUUCUGUUCAGUAAGUCUGAUCAAGUUUAUCAAGAGAUAGUAGAAGGUUUAGGUAAAGAAGUCAAAUUAAAAACCAUUGAUCCUGUCAUUCAAGGGAAUAUACAAACUAGAAAAAUAUUAGGGAUCGAAAUUGAAGAGAGUUUUCAAAAUGGUGAAAGGGUUUCCAUAAAAUUGCAUCAGAAAAGGUACACUGAAGAUCUAAUCAAGAAAUUUUUGAAUGAAGAUGCUAAAGUCAAACCAUCUCCUCCUACAGAAUAUAUUGACAAUACUUCUUAUAAAGCUGAAAAAGAUCCAGAUUAUGACAGAAAAGUUAAUACUGUUAGACAAAUAAUGGGUUCCAUCUUAUUUUUAAGUACCAAUACCAGACCUGAUAUUACAUUCAGUAUCAAUUAUGCUACUAAAUUCCAACUUACACCAAGCAAUGCAGUUUUUAAUUUCCUGAACAGAUUGUUAUGCUAUUUAAAAGGAUCCACUGAAAAAGGACUUAUCUUUUCAAAAAAAGAAGAGAAGGAUACACAGAUUACCACUUUCGUUGAUGCAAGUCAUUCAUCUGAUGAACAAUUUAAGAGUACAUUUGGAAUUGUGUCAUUUAUUGAUGGUACACCAAUAUCAUGGUCAUCAGAAGGUGGAUCUAUAACUACGUUCUCACCAGCUGAAAGUGAAGUAAUUGCUUUUUCAAAUGCUGUAAAAAAUGAUUUGUGGUUAAGAAGAAUGGUUGAAUUUAUGACAAAUCAGGAAUUAAGUCCGACCAAAAUCAUUACUGAUUCAACUGCUGCUAUAAAUAUGAUUUUAUCAGAUGAUUUCAAUAAGAAGAAUCGUCAUUUAAACAUUAGAUUAAGCUAUUGUCGUCAAUUUGAAAGAGAUAAUUAUUAUAAUAUCCAAUAUAUUGAGACUAGAAAUCAAUUAGCUGAUAUCAUGACCAAACCUUUGAAACGUCCACAAUUUGAACAUUUAGCUAAAGAAUUGGUCAAGAAUUAA
Hansenula ciferrii is the source of this 2535-nucleotide messenger RNA. Its product is annotated as Transposon Ty1-A Gag-Pol polyprotein. The transcript has a single exon. The record is from RefSeq and is a predicted model, not a curated record. Lineage: Eukaryota; Fungi; Ascomycota; Saccharomycetes; Phaffomycetales; Wickerhamomycetaceae. The coding region runs from base 1 to 2535 and encodes 844 amino acids.